CGCAUGCGCAUGCGCAGUUCCGCUCUGAUCACUAAGCAACGCAGCGUCAACCAACAUACCUAAAGCAGCGCCUUGUGCCAAAUGUCUGGUUAUUCGCACUAAUAUGUGGUUAUUCUGACAUGAGAUUUCAUUAUUUACACCGCAGAUUGGUGUGAACUGCAGUUAUAACUGCAGCAAACCAGCACUAAAAAAAAACAAGCUUUUUAUGUCCUCGCAAGCCUUUGACUGAGUGUUUACAGACGACGAACCACCAGCAUGUCGGCGCACUGCAGCUGAGCCCUCUGAGCUUUGAACAUUUUGCUUUGAACAGAGUCACUGAUAUCUAAACUAAAAAAAGGCCAAUGGGGCUCUUCGACAAGCUGGCUGGAUGGCUGGGCCUGAAGAAGAAGGAGGUGAACGUGCUUUGUUUGGGUCUAGAUAACAGCGGAAAGACCACCAUCAUCAAUCAGCUGAAGCCGUCCAACGCUCAAGCACAAGACAUCGUUCCCACUAUAGGAUUUAGCAUAGAGAAAUUCAAGACAUCAAGUCUGUCGUUCACGGUGUUUGACAUGUCAGGCCAAGGCAGGUAUAGAAACCUAUGGGAGCACUAUUACAAGGAAGGACAGGCCAUCAUAUUUGUCAUCGACAGCAGUGAUAAGCUAAGAAUGGUGGUUGCCAAAGAAGAGCUGGAUACUCUGCUUAACCAUCCUGAUAUAAAACACAGGAGGAUCCCCAUCCUGUUCUUUGCUAAUAAAAUGGACCUAAGAGAUGCUCUGUCUUCAGUAAAGGUCUCUCAGCUUCUCUGCCUGGAGAACAUCAAAGACAAACCCUGGCACAUCUGUGCCAGUAACGCUGUCCAGGGGGAGGGUCUACAGGAGGGAGUCGACUGGCUGCAAGAUCAAAUCCGAACCAUGAGAACAUGAAACGCUCGUAGAAUCCAGAGAACCACCAUCACGCCCCCGAUUCCACACCGAAACCCACCCCCCUUCACAGGGCACGCUGGGCCGUCAGUUCAAUAAGCUCAGGGGUUUCGAGAUGCUUUCAGCCCUUUGCACAAAAGAUUUGUUUUUUUUUUUUUGUUUUUUUUUUUGCACCUUUGUAGAUCGUUUGUCUUAAAAAUAUUUGGCAAAUUAGCUCAGUUUCACUAGUUGUACUAGUGUGUUUAAAAUAUAAUAAAUGUGCACAUAAAUACAUUAUUAUAUUCAGCUGACAAAGGUUGAACUUUUUUUUAGAGAAAGCUGAGCAAAACAGACCACAAACAAGUCCUAUAUUUAUGAUGUCACAUCAGAUUACCAUAAAUUUAAUUGUCAAGAGCAGGGGAAAAUGUACACGUUACCAUACAACGUCUAUUCCGCUUAUUCAUGUUAUUCUUAUUCUUAUGAUUAUUUUUAAUGUGGUUUAUUUUUAACUGCUUUAUUUUAUUCAGAAUUCCCAACCACAAACACACACUAAAGAUUGUAUUUGACAUGA
Messenger RNA from Tachysurus fulvidraco (yellow catfish), 1449 nucleotides. It is a transcript of the gene arl6, whose product is annotated as ADP-ribosylation factor-like 6. NCBI's taxonomy places the organism in Eukaryota, Metazoa, Chordata, Actinopteri, Siluriformes, Bagridae. Gene Ontology annotation, biological process: protein localization to cilium; cilium assembly; vesicle-mediated transport. The record is from RefSeq and is a predicted model, not a curated record. The transcript has 8 exons. Bases 342 to 902 code for a protein of 186 amino acids. Gene Ontology annotation, molecular function: GTP binding; GTPase activity. Gene Ontology annotation, cellular component: cytoplasm; axoneme.